CGCAAGCGCAAGCAACAGACCAGGAAAACAAUGAACCGCAAGUUUCCUCAACAGACGCGGUAAAUAUAGCCGCCCCUUCUAGGACUACUCAGACGUCAAAUCCUUUACCGUCACAAACGCAGCUACCAUCCAAUCCCGUCACAGACGCAACGACUACUGUGCCUGCUGCAAGCGAGUCUAAACCGAUUAUUUCUGAUCCACAAACCCUUAUGCAGCUAAUUCGUCCGGGUCCAGGUGGCUCUGGCUCUUCUCAAGGGAAUACGAAUAUGCAGAUUCCGCCAGAUGUAGCCGCCCAAAUGCAGAAGCUCCUUGAUCAGAAGGGUAUCAGACCCCAAAGUCUUGCCGUGUCCUCACAUCCCCCAACCCAUCAGACUUCAAAUACGGGUCAGCUUUCACAAAGUGCUAGUCCCGAAGCAAAGUUGGCCAAGGACCCUGAAAUUAACACCAGCCAAGGAAUUGGCAGCCACUCCAACUGA
Molecule: messenger RNA, 476 nt
Organism: Serpula lacrymans var. lacrymans S7.9
Lineage: Eukaryota; Fungi; Basidiomycota; Agaricomycetes; Boletales; Serpulaceae
Exons: 2
Coding region: 210-476 (88 amino acids)
Source: RefSeq, a predicted model, not a curated record